GACCUGUUCCCUUGCCUGCUUCAUGAGUUACGAAUUAGAUGGUGAUGCUAAUGUUACAUGUGAGAGAAAUACAUCUGCAGAAGAUAAAGCGUUUUGGAACUGGAACAAUGAAACUCAGGCAUUCUGUCAAAAACUAUCAUGCCCAAAGCUUCCUGUUCCCGAAGGUGGAGCAUUGGUUUGUAGCACAGCCAUCGGUAAUGAAGUAUGUACAAUGUCUUGUUCAAAUGAACAUCAAGUUGCAAAAGGAACAUCGAUUACGUAUAUAUGCAGUGAUGAACAAAUUUGGAUACAAGGAAUACCUCCAAAUUGUACAGACAAGGUGCAUCCUAGGAAUGCGAUUGGAGAAGAGGAGUUUUUCUUAUACUAUGAAGGAAAUUGUUCUGAUCUAACUACGAUUGAGACAAUAAAAAGUCAUUUUAUUGAAACAAUAAGAAGAGUAGAGAGCACAGAAGGGUGGAGUAACCUCUGUCCAAGUAACUGUACAAUAGAAGAUGUUGUUGUGGAUUGUGGAUCCCUAAAUGGAAAACGCCGGAAGCGAUCUACUGAAACAGAUGCGUUUCACAAAAUUUUCAAGCGAUCUACCGAGCCUGUGAAGAUUACAUUUAACUUUAUAUUAAAUUUCCCGUGGCAGACAGACAAGGGCCUGUGGGGAAAUGAUGACAUUUAUGCAGAAAUGUCUGAUUUUAUGAGCAAUAGAGUGGAAGAGGGUAUGGUUGACUUUCCUAAUGUAACAACAGGUUCCAUGCAGUUUGGAUGGCUUGAGUACAAUUGUCCAUUGGGACAAUUACCAACCUACAAUGACGACGGAACGUGUGUUGGAUGUCCCCCAGGACAGUACCUGGACAAUGAUGAUUGUCUAGAUUGUAGCAAAGGCUAUUAUCAGGACAAAGAAUAUCAAAUUAACUGUGAAAAAUGUCCAUCAAACCAGUCAACGGAAAGUAGGAGAUCAAUGUCAAAAGAUGAUUGUCAAGGUAAUUCUUUGCUACAAAAAUGUAUGAAAAUCAAACGAUGUUGUGUGUGUAAAUGA
Molecule: messenger RNA, 1027 nt
Organism: Mytilus californianus (California mussel)
Lineage: Eukaryota; Metazoa; Mollusca; Bivalvia; Mytilida; Mytilidae
Product: sushi, von Willebrand factor type A, EGF and pentraxin domain-containing protein 1-like
Exons: 4
Coding region: 23-1027 (334 amino acids)
Source: RefSeq, a predicted model, not a curated record